GUUUCUUUUAGAUCAGGCAAACAGUACAGGCACCUAUGGUUAUGUGAGGGGUCUGGCUUGUGAUCACAGGUAGUGACUUUCAGCUGCUGAAGACGGAGGUCUGCUCUCUAAUGGUUUGAUAGGUCGCGGUUCCCUUUUCACUUUAACACAACAUGAACUUCAUCAGAUCUCGCCUCUCUAUCGGCGGCCUUAUUGGUCAGAGGUGCAGACUGGUCCCUGAUACAUGCAGCCACAGAGGGAUGUGCAAUAAACCACAGGUGGCCAAAGCAGAGCCUCCUGCAGUGCCAGCAGCAGGCUCUCGUGCUUCAUUCAGAACCCCGGGCUAUUCACCGUCGAAUAUGGACAGGAAGAUUCUUCUCUGGUCAGGACGCUUUAAGACAGAAGACCAGAUACCAGCGCUUGUGUCGUAUGAGACGCUGGAUGCUGCCAGGAACAAGAUGAGAGUGAAAGCCUGCUACGUGAUGAUGGGACUCACGAUGGCGGCCUGUCUGGUGAUGGUGAUCAUGGGCAAACGGGCUGCAGGCAGGAACGAGUCUCUGACAGGACAAAACAUGGAAAGGAAAGCAAUAUGGAGGGAGGAACUGAGGAGAGAGAAGGAAGCAGCCCUGGCUCAGAAGGCUCAGUAGAAGAUCCAACCCAUCAUACCCUUAUAAUGGGCCCAUAGUGUUAUUCCUGUAUUUAUCACAACUUCAGAGCUCUCCACUCCCAUAAUAACAGCCAAAAUAAAUUGUAGUCGUUAAUUCUUGAGCCAUUGUGAGGUUUUAUCUUCAUGUUUUUUGAGGAAACGACUAACUUUGUGGUAUUGUUCUGGGGAGCACCAAUAAAGUUUGAUCUAUCAAUGCUUCUAGUAAGCUGUCAACACGUAUCUCCAAAUCUCUCCAUAAUAACUGCCUUAGUUUUGAAAUUAGCCUCAAAGGCAACGGUCCGCCUUGUGAAGACAGUUCAGCCCUGGAGGGUUUUAAAUGGUGUUCUGUUUUCUGUAAGAGAACUUCAAGAAGUGGAUCAGGCUUCUGCACCUCGGUCCGUCCUGUCCUGGAUAAUGUUAUUCAGCUGGGUUGUUCAUGACUGAUGCAGCAUUUGUUUGUUUGAAGUGAGCACUAAAAGAUAUGAAAUAAACUAUUGCUUCUUGAGAAA
This is a messenger RNA of Eleginops maclovinus (Patagonian blennie), 1134 nucleotides long. It is a transcript of the gene fam162a, whose product is annotated as family with sequence similarity 162 member A. The transcript is spliced from 5 exons. Bases 153 to 626 code for a protein of 157 amino acids. NCBI's taxonomy places the organism in Eukaryota, Metazoa, Chordata, Actinopteri, Perciformes, Eleginopidae. The record is from RefSeq and is a predicted model, not a curated record. Gene Ontology annotation, cellular component: mitochondrion. Gene Ontology annotation, biological process: neuron apoptotic process; positive regulation of release of cytochrome c from mitochondria; cellular response to hypoxia.